AUGAAUGGCUUCUUGAGGCUGAGCCAAUUCGUUACACCAACUAUGGGUGGAGAUUUGAGCAUCAGAAGAUUGGCGUUUACGGCUUUGUUGGGUUUGUUACUGUUAUUGCUUCAUCCAAAGGAAACUUCUGCAUCAACUUCCUUUGUAGGGUCAAGCAUUUGUCAGUCUGAUCACUUAGCCUACACAAAGCCUUCUCAUCAGCAAGGGACUUUGUUCACGAUUAAUGGAAAUCCGGUGGACAGAGUCCGGUUUUGUGAAGCCAUACGGUUUCACAAAGCCAAUGGUUGUAUUCUUGGAGAUUCUUUCAGAGAAAACUUCUGCACAGUUCACUAUCUACUAGGGAGAAGGUUUUUGGAAGAGAAAUCUGUAGAUGAUUCCAGAGAGAAGGAUACAGAAUCUGAAUAUAGUCAUGUUGAAGUCAGCUUGGCAGCGAGCGGGUUUCUUCUGUUUUGUUGCGCGGUGUGUUGUCCUUGCUUCCAUAAGGAGAGGAAAGCUAAUAGUCACGAAGUCCUACCAAAAGAAUCUAACUCAGUGCACCAAGUUUCGUCUUUUGAAAUGAGCGCUUCUUGUGAUAAGAUGCCACCAAGUCCAUUCCGGGCACCACCGAGCCCGUCACGGGUACCGCAAAGCCCGUCUAGAUACGCUAUGUCCCCGAGGCCUAGCAGGAUGGGACCGUUGAAUCUGAGUAUGAGUCAGAUUUCUGCAGCAACCAACAAUUUCUCAGACAUUAAUCAAAUUGGUGAAGGAGGCUUUGGGAUUGUCUAUAAAGGCAUUCUUGAGGACGGCCAAGUUGUUGCCAUCAAACGAGCCAAAAAGGAACACUUUGAGAAUCUACGGAAGGAGUUCAAGAGUGAAGUUGAUCUUUUGUCUAAAAUCGGCCAUCGGAAUCUAGUAAAGCUUCUUGGUUAUGUUGAUAAAGGAGACGAACGACUUAUCAUAACCGAGUAUGUCAGAAACGGUACACUCAGGGAUCAUUUAGAUGGUACUCGUGGAAGCAUACUCAAUUUCAAUCAAAGAUUGGAGAUUGUGAUCGAUGUCUGCCAUGGACUAACCUAUCUCCAUUCUUAUGCAGAGAGACAGAUAAUACACCGUGACAUCAAAUCUUCCAACAUUCUCCUAACGGAUAGCAUGAGAGCCAAAGUUGCAGACUUUGGUUUUGCGAGAGGUGGUCCAGCUGAUGCUAACCAGACCCACAUUUUGACUCAAGUGAAAGGAACAGUUGGUUAUUUAGAUCCCGAGUACAUGAGGACGUAUCAACUCACUGCUAAAAGCGAUGUUUACUCGUUUGGGAUCUUGCUUGUGGAGAUACUCACUGGACGUCGUCCAGUGGAGGCUAAACGGCAUCAUGAUGAGAAGAUCACGGUUCGAUGGGCGUUUGACAAGUACAAUGAAGGGAAAGUGUUGGAGCUGGUGGAUCCAAACGCAGCGAGGGAGCGAAUAGACGAGAAGAUACUAAAGAAAAUGUUCAGUUUGGCGUUUCAGUGUGCUGCUCCGUCGAGAAAAGAGCGGCCGGACAUGGAAGCUGUUGGGAAGCAGCUUUGGGCUAUAAGAUCAAGUUACCUUAGACGGUCCAUGGAAUAA
Molecule: messenger RNA, 1581 nt
Organism: Microthlaspi erraticum
Lineage: Eukaryota; Viridiplantae; Streptophyta; Magnoliopsida; Brassicales; Brassicaceae
Source: the annotation of a GenBank genome assembly